Funneliformis caledonium is the source of this 128-nucleotide messenger RNA. NCBI's taxonomy places the organism in Eukaryota, Fungi, Glomeromycota, Glomeromycetes, Glomerales, Glomeraceae. The record is from the annotation of a GenBank genome assembly.
CAUUAUUAGAACAGCGUCGUAAAGCUAAAUUAAUUGGAAGAAAAGAAGUUGUCAUUGAGCCUAGAAAGCAUCAACAGAAUAAUAAUAAUAUCAUAAAAGUAAAGAAUGUUUGUGUUGAUGAGGAUUAA